UUAAGAAUGAAAGCUGAGCCUGCACAUUAUUAACCAGCCGGAAACCAGGGGCGAGCCCCCGCCGCCGCAAUGGAGCGGCCGCCGCCGUCGCCGUCGCCGGUGCCGGAGGGGAGGUGGGCCGACCUGCCCGGGGACAUCGCCAUCGCCGUAGCUUCCCGCCUCCAAGAGGCCGACGUGUGCGCGCUCGGCGGCUGCUCGCGAUCAUGGCGCAGCGCCUGCGACGCCGACUGCGUGUGGGAGGCCCUCUUCCGCCGCCGCUGGCCGUCCACCGCGGCGGCAGGGGGAGGGGAAGGGGAAGGGGCUUCUCGUGUGCAGGGUUGGAAAGCUCUUUACAUUAACCAUCACAGAACAACAGCUGUUGCUAUAUCUGGUGUGGCUGAAUUUGUGGAGAAUAAUUUACGUAAUGGGUCACUUGAAGCUGAAUAUUAUCUGAAAGCUAUUGCUAAUUUGGCCUCGAUGAGGGAUAUAGGUUUUAUUGAUGCCCAGUUCUUUUUGUUGUCAAGGAAUUACAAUGCAAUCAUGAAUCUAAUCGGAUUGCACUAUUCAAUUGCAUCACUGAAUAUACCGCCAAAUGAAGUGCAUAAAGCACUUCAAGCUCGCAAAGUGGAAGAAAGAAAAGUGUUUGUGAGCUUAUACAAGCUUGGUAGGUGGUUCUAUGGUUUCCGGUUGCCCGAUGAAUCUGAAUCUCAUGAAAUUUCAUUGAGUGAGCUCACUAUGUCUGAGGGGGCAGCAGUUCUAGCCAUUCUUAAGCGUGGUGCUGUUCACGAGGUAUUUCGUCUCCAGGUCAGUUUGGUGGACAAAAAUAAGUGAACUAAAAAGUAAGCAAGCCAUAUCAACUUGACCAACUCUCUGCCUUUUUGUAAAUAUGUUUUCCUUUUCUGUUUUGAUGCUGAUGCCAUUGUGGCACUCUUCAUGUAAAUGGGAUCAUAGAUAAGGAUGGAGGUAUGAAACCAUGUAGAGUUAUAAGUUUGUAACUGUUUUUGAUAAUUCUUAUAUAAAAAUAACUGUGCUGUGUAAAUUA
This is a messenger RNA of Oryza brachyantha (malo sina), 1021 nucleotides long. RefSeq lists its product as uncharacterized. Gene Ontology annotation, molecular function: protein binding. NCBI's taxonomy places the organism in Eukaryota, Viridiplantae, Streptophyta, Magnoliopsida, Poales, Poaceae. The record is from RefSeq and is a predicted model, not a curated record. The transcript is spliced from 4 exons. The coding region runs from base 70 to 810 and encodes 246 amino acids. Gene Ontology annotation, biological process: protein polyubiquitination; SCF-dependent proteasomal ubiquitin-dependent protein catabolic process. Gene Ontology annotation, cellular component: SCF ubiquitin ligase complex.